UGACUCUGUCCACUUCCUUCCCUAUACAUGUUCGGCUCACUUCUCCAGCCUGCCCAUAUUAAGAGGCACUGCAGAAUCUUGCUGAUUUAUACCCAUAACCUUUCAAUUGGCUGCCAUGAGGCCCAAACCUUAUCAUCCAUUUCCCGCAACCCGCCACAAUGUUCCCUACAAGCGCAGGGCCGUUGCUCAACUCCCUACUCCCAGCCGGUCAAAUCCGACAGCCAUCAUCGACCAAAGACUAGUUGAAGGUGCACAGAAGCCUUUGCUCCACAAAACAUCUAAAGAACCACAUAGAAGUUACGUGUCUGAGCCGCAGUUGCUUCCUCAUGAGGAUAGCUUGGAGCUUGAUGCGUUCGAUCUCGAACUACUAGCCCAAUCAGAUGAGCAAACACAGAGACUCCAGACGGCCGGUCUGACCGCAGACCGUGGCUCGUUGCCGUCUAGAUCAUCCCAAGCAAUAAACUAUAAUCAAUUCUCCCGUUACUUCCAUGGUGGUCCGCAUGUUACCCCGCACCAAAGUUUGGGGUCUAGCUCUUCGGAAAUGGAUGCAAGAUCGCCAUCCAGCCCAUUGAUUAGAUUGCGAGCCGAGAGGACGAAUGUACAAUAUCGUCAGCCUCACUUGGAAUCCAGAGACGGCCCCCGUUUAUCCUACGGCCAUGGAGAAUCCCUACCCGACUCUACUGAGCGAUCGGCCACUGCUUCCCAGGGAUGGCAGAAAGGUCCCUUCAAACAAAUUCCGGCUUCCAUUCGAGGCAUUGUCCUUGUGUCAGUACAUGAACUUCCCGACAAAUACCGGUCAAUCUUUCCCUUUCCUGUCUUCAAUGCUGUACAGUCCAAGUGCUUCCAUCCGGUUUAUGAAACCGAUAGCAACAUUGUCCUUUCGGCGCCCACAGGGAGUGGGAAAACGGUCAUAAUGGAGCUGGCAAUCUGUCGGUUGCUCAAUUGCCUAAAGGACGAACGAUUCAAAGUGGUAUACCAAGCGCCUACCAAGACUCUCUGCUCAGAGAAGUUCAGGGACUGGAAUACCAAGUUCCAUACCCUAGGGCUGCAGUGUGCAGAGUUGACCGGGGACACAGAUCACACCCAGUUGAGGAGGGUUCAGAACAGUCGAAUAAUCAUUACUACGCCGGAGAAGUGGGACAGUAUGACCCGCAAAUGGAAGGAUCAUGCGCGGUUAAUGCAGCUGGUCAAGCUCUUCCUCAUUGACGAAGUCCAUAUUCUCAAGGAAGCUCGUGGCGCAACUCUGGAAGCUGUCGUAUCUCGCAUGAAAACCAAUGGAUCAAACGUUCGUUUCGUUGCUCUGAGUGCUACUGUUCCAAAUUCUGAAGAUAUCUCAACUUGGCUGGGUAGGGAUCCCACAAAUCAGCAUGUGCCUGCGCACAGAGAACAUUUUGGGGAGGAUUUUCGCCCCGUGAAGCUGCAAAAAUUUGUGUACGGCUAUCGAUCACACGCCAAUGAUUUUGCAUUCGAUAAGAUGUGUAGCUCAAAGCUUCCAGGCCUCAUAGCAUCUCAUUCCUCCAAAAAGCCUAUAAUGAUAUUUUGCUGCACGAGGAACUCAGCUGUUGCUACUGCUAAAGAGCUUGCUCGCUUGUGGUCAAUGUCUAAUCCUCCUGCUAGGCUGUGGAAAGGGCCAGGUAGGGCAAUGGAGGUGCAGAACAUGGACCUGAAAACCACAAUUGGUGCCGGGGUAGCUUUUCACCAUGCCGGUCUUGAUCCGGGUGACCGUCGCUCGGUCGAGACAGGAUUUCUCCAGGGACUGAUUGGUGUAAUAUGCUGCACGUCGACUCUUGCAGUUGGAGUCAAUCUACCAUGUCAUUUGGUAAUCAUUAAAGGAACAGUCGGAUGGCAAGAGGGUGGUUGCAAGGAGUAUUCAGACCUAGAAAUUAUGCAAAUGCUCGGCCGGGCGGGCAGACCACAGUUCGAUGACAGCGCUACGGCUGUGAUAAUGACAAGGAAAGAACGAGAAAGCCACUACGAGAAGCUCGUAUCUGGCUCAGAGAGUCUGGAGAGCUGCUUACAUCUGAAUCUUGUUGAUCAUCUAAAUGCCGAAAUCGGGCUCGGCAAUGUCACCAACAUUGACUCUGCCAUCAGAUGGCUCGCAGGCACUUUUCUAUUCGUGAGAAUGAGGAGAAACCCAACGCACUAUCGGCUCAAGGAGGACGCUGAUAGGGACGAUGAAGAUGAAAUGCUUCGACAAAUAUGUGAGAAAGACAUCAAGCUUCUCCAGGAAUGCGGGCUGGUCUCCACCGAUGGUCUCAGAUCCACCAAUUAUGGCGAUGCUAUGGCUCGGUACUAUGUGCGGUUUGAGACAAUGAGAACGUUACUUACUUUGAAAGCUCACUCAAGUGUAUCUCAAAUUCUGUCGGUGAUUUCAAGGGCAGACGAGUUCCGGGAGAUACGCCUCAAGGCAGGCGAGAAGGCUCUGUACAAGGAAAUCAAUCGCUCUAGUGCGAUCCGUUUCCCAGUCAAUGUGGAUAUAGCACUCCCCGCUCACAAGAUCUCGCUGUUGAUCCAGGCUGAGCUGGGAGCAGUGGAUUUGCCCGACGGUGAACCAUUCCAGAAGCACAGAUUCGCUUUCCAACAAGACAAGACUUUUGUCUUUUCCCAUAUUAACAGACUAAUCCGCUGCAUAAUAGACUGUCAGGUAGGCCUUGAAGAUUCGAUCACAUUGCGGAAUGCUUUAGAGCUUGCACGGAGCUUCGGGGCCAAGGUCUGGGAUGACUCCCCACUGCAGAUGAAGCAAAUUGAGCAGAUUGGAGUGGUUGCCGUUCGAAAAUUAGCAUCGGCUGGGAUCACUAGCAUCGAGACAUUGGAGCUUUGCGAGCCCCAUCAGAUUGACAUGACCCUUAGCAGAAAUCCCCCAUUCGGGAGGAAGUUGUUGGAUCGGCUUGUUGAAUUCCCCAAGCUUCGAGUAUCCAUCAAGAUGACUGGAAAGGACUUCAAGGCUGGCAAUGCCGUGAAAGUCCAAAUGAAGGCCGAAGUUGCCUUCAUGAACCAAAAAUGUCCGGCCUACUUUCAGAGACGCCCGGUAUACAUCUGCUUCUUAGCGGAGACUUCAGACGGGCGUCUGCUUGAUUUUCGGCGCAUAAGUGCGAGUAACCUGUCAAAUGGUCAAGAGAUAUUGCUGGGCGCAGAGUUGAAAAGUGCUGGCCAGUUUGUGACGUGCUAUGCCAUGUGUGACGAUAUAGCUGGAACUAUGCGGUCUGCACAGCUGAAGCCUGAGAUUCCCUCAUCCUUGUUCCAAUUGCAGCUGGAUAAUCCUCCCGAUUCUGUAUCAACAAGACCUAAACCCAAUAUUUCACGCCGACGCAGCAACGACACGUCCCAAUCCAAAUGCACCACUAAUCUGGAUAUCGAACCUUGGGACAGCGACGACUUAUCGUUCAACGAUUUCCUGGAAAAGGACGAAGCCGAGAACUGGUCAUGUGUCGACAAGUUGCCAGAAUCUUCAAAUAGUAAGCCACGCAAUGAAUCAAAAGUCGAAAGGCAGAACCCAGUGAAAUCUGGAGCAGUGGUCGAAGCUGAAGAGCACACUCGACUGGAAAAUGGCAGGUGGGCAUGCAAUCAUCGAUGUAAAGAUAAGACAACGUGUAAGCAUUUAUGUUGUCGAGAUGGACUCGAAAAGCCACCCAAAGCGAACAAGAAGCGACCUCUUGAUGAGGAUAAGAGGACAAAAGGGCCCAGCCAGAUGACCCUACCAGCGACGAUGACCAGGAAAAACACUCACAUAGCCAGCAUUUCUAAUACCGAAGCGUGCAGCCAUGCAGAACCCUCACACAAACCCUCGAAGACUGAUAGCAGUGACAAGAACAGAAACAACCCCAGUGUUCCCAACCACACCAGCAAAAAAGACUCUUCAAGUGAGUACGGAGACGACAGUUUUAGUGACUUCCCUUCUCCCUCCGCCUUGUUGUUUGAAUACUCCACACCAGCAACAAAAAAGGGCGUCGAACCUCCCACAAACAGAAGCCAGAUAGUUCAGGAAGACAAAAUAGACCUAAAUGACGACUGGCUCGAUGAUGAAAUCUGGCAUGACCCCUGUUCACCACUACCAAGCUCCAUCCCCACAGGACAUAACCAAACCACCAUAGGGAAAGAGAAAAUUAAUCAAGCUUCAACAAUACAUGCACCACAAAGCCUUACUACCACAAUCAUCGAUACAACGACCAACCACAAAAAGCCAGAUAUUCAAGCCCCUAAACCCAUCAAUGGAUCACCUCUCGACAACCUCCCCAUAUCCGAAAGAAAGAAGCGGAAGCUUCCCUCGCCCACAACCACCAGUGAUAGGGAGACGAAGAGAUACAAAUCUAACACAACUGUCCUUAACACAGGUGAAAAGAGUAUCAAGGACAUAGAACCCAUUGGUUCGAAGCCUUCUACUCCUAUUCCCACCAUCCCUGCAGGCUGGGAAGACAUUGACCCUGCUCUACUGGAUGAGUUCAAAGAUAUCAUUAAUCUGCUCUAAGCGGAGUCGAAUAGGUUACUAUUCUAUGGAGAAGGGGAUAUAAGUGCGGGGAAUCUCUUUC
Messenger RNA from Aspergillus ibericus CBS 121593, 4526 nucleotides. Its product is annotated as putative DEAD/DEAH box DNA helicase (Mer3). The transcript has 11 exons. Bases 116 to 4465 code for a protein of 1449 amino acids. Gene Ontology annotation, molecular function: ATP binding; nucleic acid binding. The record is from RefSeq and is a predicted model, not a curated record. NCBI's taxonomy places the organism in Eukaryota, Fungi, Ascomycota, Eurotiomycetes, Eurotiales, Aspergillaceae.